AUGGGAAUUCAGGAUGCUUGCACCCGUGAGGUGUCUGUUGAAUGUGUAAGUUUUUGGUCAGAGGCAUGGGGAAGGUGGGGCCUGCUCAACUGCCCAGCAUCUUCCGAGGAAGAGGAUCUGCUUGGAGCAGGUUGCCAGGCUGAAGUGCUCACUGUGGCGAAGCUGACACGUGAGAGCACGAAUGAGAUAGAAGCAGGGCAUGCUGCAGGCAAGAAAUGGGCGAGGCGCCGGAGCGAUCUCGGCAGAGCUCUGAAGUUGCAGGACCAGAGUGCCCAGCGCAUGAUGAGGAUGUUGCAGGGGAUGCCGGCUCUCCAUGCAGACCUCUGGUCCGAUCUGUCCAUGGCAGGCAACAAGGGUCCGACUGAGGACUCUUCCGGGAACGGAAAGAAACGCAAGGGCCCAGGACAAAACCCGAAAAAGACUACUGCCAAGAAACAAAGAAGCAUCUCUGCAUAUCAGGCUUAUGUGGCCAGCAAUGUCCGGGGCCGACUGGCAAACAGGGAGGAUGUGCAAAAGUACCGGCAGCUCUCCGAGUCUGAGAUGCAGAAGUAUGGGAACCUGGCCCAUGCCAUGACCCAAAGGCGUCGUGUCGCUGGAGGAAAACGCUCGAAGGUUCGCAGGGCAGAUCCCUUGGCUUGGCCUUUGAGGCUGAAGCGCAAGGCGGCCAGGCGGCUGCAAAGUCGCUUUGAUCCCAAGGAAGCACGCCGACAGCUCCAAAGAGAUCGGGCCGAUCCACUGUGGAUGAGGUGGCAGCAAAUCAGCUCGGAAAUGGACAGACAGCACAAUCAGGCCCAAGCAGGGGACAAGCAGGCCCGAGAGGACUUUCUGUCGCAUGUGGACUGCAAGGGUGAACUUUGGCCUCUAGAUCAUUUGAAGGACCACAUCUUCAGCUGGCGCAUCCAACGACCACCUGCCUGCUCUGAUCCUGGCCCUGACACAGGCUUCACUUCUGACUUUGUGCAACACACAUGGAUGAGCAAAGCUGCUCAAGAUGUUGCUUGUGCUCCGAGCAUCACCGGAGUUCUUGGACGGUCAAGGGAGUCGCGGCUGGCGGAGUGGGAGCGGCGGCACGUGGUUUUGCGGCCUAUGCCUGGGGUCAAACUAGCGAAAGAGUCUGAUAAUGCUCGAGCAGCCCGUGCCAUCAGACAAGCUGGGCUUGUGCUCUCCCCUGCAGCCCGCAACCUGGAAAAGGCAUUAGCCAACAUGCUGAUGACCUUUGCUGGUCAAGGCUUGAAGGAGCCGUCCAAGGUCAAAAGCAAGCAGCGAUUGCUGCUCGAUGAGAACCACGUAGUUGUCCGGUUGCAGAGGCCCGAGAUUGCCGGGUCCAUGGUCCGAUGCCUUUGGUAUCAGGUUUGCUACCUGACAUAUGAUCGGCCUGUGCGAGCCACCUUCCUGUCUCUGGAGGAGGACACGUACCUCCAGCCGACCACGAGGCAAGGUCUCAUCUUGGCCCCGAAGUGGAAACCGGGAUGCGGUCGGCAAACAUGGCUUUUCAGCCUUCCAGAGCUGGCUGCUUCCUUGGUGCCUAGCAGCAAUUGGACGGGGGAGUUCUUGUAUAUUAAAGGUUGCGGACUUGGGCCCGAAAAGGAGGAGGCUGACAACGACAGGCCAUUUUUCCUGGAUGUGCAACCCAUGGACACAGGUCCGUUUACUCUCGAUUCCGUCUGCACUUCGAAGGGGCCGAAUGGUCCAGACCAGGCAAGGUCCGAGAGUGAUGAUGAUGCUGUCCAGACAGAGGCACUCCAGACAAAGGCCCGAGUCAGCCAGGCUUUCAAAUCUGCUGCUUUGGACGUCCAUGGAAUGCUUCCACAGGAAGAGGUCUAA
This is a messenger RNA of Symbiodinium sp. CCMP2592, 1824 nucleotides long. Lineage: Eukaryota; Dinophyceae; Suessiales; Symbiodiniaceae. The record is from the annotation of a GenBank genome assembly.